This is a messenger RNA of Myotis lucifugus (little brown bat), 1242 nucleotides long. RefSeq names its product actin, cytoplasmic 1-like. The transcript has a single exon. NCBI's taxonomy places the organism in Eukaryota, Metazoa, Chordata, Mammalia, Chiroptera, Vespertilionidae. The coding region runs from base 82 to 1206 and encodes 374 amino acids. The record is from RefSeq and is a predicted model, not a curated record.
UGAGACCGUCCGCCGCCCGCACAGGCCACUAGACUUCGCCGCUCGUCCGCCUUCGCCAACCCACACCGCCUCCUGCUCGCCAUGGAUGACGAUAUUGCUGCGCUAGUGGUCGACAACGGCUCCGGCAUGUGCAAAGCCGGCUUCGCUGGGGACGAUGCCCUCAGGGCAGUCUUCCCCUCCAUCGUGGGGCGCCCCCGGCACCAGGGUGUGAUGGUGGGCAUGGGCCAGGACUCCUAUGUGGGUGAUGAGGCCCAGAGCAAGAGAGGCACCCUGACCCUGAAGUACCCCUUUGAGCACGGCAUCAUCACCAACUGGGACAACAUAGAGAACAUCUGGCAUCACACUUUCUACAACGAGCUGCGUGUGGCCCCCGAGGAGCACCCUGUCCUGCUCACCGAGGCCCCUCUGAACCCUAAGGCCAACCGUGAGAAGAUGACCCAGAUCAUGUUCGAGACCUUCAACACCCCCGCCAUGUACGUGGCCAUCCAGGCCGUGCUGUCUCUAUACGCUUCUGGCCGUACCACUGGCAUCGUGAUGGACUCCAGAGACGGGAUCACCCACACGGUGCCCAUCUACGAGGGCUACGCCCUCCCCCACGCCAUCCUGCGUCUGGACCUGGCUGGCCGGGACCUGACAAACUACCUCAUGAAGAUCCUCACCGAGCGUGGGUACAGCUUCACCACCACAGCCGAGCGGGAAAUCGUGCGUGACAUCAAGGAGAAGCUGUGCUACGUCGCCCUGGACUUCGAGCAAGAGAUGGCCACCGCAGCCUCCAGCUCCUCCCUGGAGAAGAGCUACGAGCUGCCCGACGGGCAGGUCAUCACCAUCGGCAACGAGCGCUUCCCCUGCCCAGAGGCCCUCUUCCAGCCCUCCUUCCUGGGCAUGGAAUCCUGUGGCAUCCAUGAAACUACCUUUAACUCCAUCAUGAAGUGUGACGUCGACAUCCGUAAGGACCUGUACGCCAACACGGUGCUGUCUGGUGGAACCACCAUGUACCCAGGCAUCGCCGACAGGAUGCAGAAGGAGAUCACUGCUUUGGCUCCCAGCACGAUGAAGAUCAAGAUCAUCGCGCCCCCUGAGCGCAAGUACUCUGUGUGGAUCGGCGGCUCCAUCCUGGUCUCGCUGUCCACCUUCCAGCAGAUGUGUAUCAGCAAGCAGGAGUAUGAGGAGUCCGGCCCCUCCAUCAUCCACCACAAAUGCUUCUAGGCGGACUGUUACUUAGUUGGUUACACCCUUUCUUGA